CUAAGUUUUACAUCAACUGGUUUACAUGAAUAUUGUAAAAGAUGAACACGGUAGCAUAUAGUUAUAGCGGUACAAGAAUGUGUGGUUUAAACUGACUCGUUAUUGGCUACAUUAUUCAGGUUAUAUAUACUGCAGAUCUAGUUCAGCUUUUUAGACAUAAAACGAUUUAUAUUCUGUAAGGGAAACACAUAUUGUGAAAUUAAUGUGGACUGAGCUUUGGAGACAAACGCAAAUGGACGACAACCGAAUCUCUGACUGUCUGCUACUGUGUAGAUGUACAUGAGUUAUGAAAUGUGUUUUCGUAUGAACUACGAGAAAGGGAUUGACUUAUUAACUGUUUAAACACUCACGGAGUUUGAAACAGGAAUGAAAGUGGAGCGUCACAAAUACAAAAACAAAGAAACCAGGCACACUGAGCGAGGUUGAGAGUACGGGCGGGACUACUAAAUAACAGACACUUACCUCGGUGAGCGAGUUUGAGAGCACGAACGGGGUCGUUGUCAAGAGCACCAAAGACUCUGAAUGUCAAGUUUAACACCAUCCAUAAAUAAGUUCGUGGGAUAGAGUGUGCUAUUCUUUUAAAAGAUGGAGCAAAACAGGCAAAGCCCACGGGACCAUACAAACAAGAGUAAUGCACGAAAAGAAUUCCAAGAUGAAGCAAAUAAUUCGACAGAUGAUAAAGAAUUCUCAGAGGACCUUUCACGUGUUCUUGAUUUCUUAGCCAUCAAUGAACAAUUGAUACAGUUUAGAAGGAAACGCCAUUUAUCUAUUGAACGUGAACACACACUUAUGCGAAAAGCAAUGGGUUUUAACAUACGAACUUAUUUCUUUGGCAGUCAAGCAGAGGGCACUACAACAAGUGGACUGAUGUCUGACAUAGAUCUCUUACAGCAUUUUGAAACGUUUCGUUUGUUUCUUGAAUCAGAAAAUCCGCCCCUUCAGCCCUAUGAUCACCAAAUCGUACUUAUGGUGAUCACAAACGUUUGUGCUCCGCAGUACUGUUUUUUAUUGUUGAUUGAACCAUCAAAACAAGCACGGCGAUUUCAAAAAAUAGAUCCUAAAAAGGUUCCUGUUGAUUGCGUUGAUUUUUAUCGAGUAAUGGCAGAUUGUAUCAAAUCUAAUAAUAAUACAACUGGGGUAAUGAUUCCACAUACAAUUAUGUUUGGUACCCUUAACCAAUAUCCAGACAAAAUUAAAAAAGCAAACGCAAAAAGACACGGACCAGCAGAAAGUAUAUGGCAUACUGACCAUGUUAACGCGUGUUAUUGUAAAAGUCUUCCUAAGCAAUGCAACAUUGUUUUCGAAAGGCCUCGCCCCGGUCACUGGCCUUCCAAUAAGACGUUGAAAAAAGCCAAGAAAUAUGGCGUCUUUAUAGUUCCACAAGGGCCCCCCAAAAGUACGAACAUUUGCACGUACGAUAAUUUUGAUUAUCAAUGGCGAAUUUCCACAAAUCUAACAGAGCGGCUUUUUAUGUUCAGUUUAAAUACAGUACAUCUGAAAGCAUAUAUUCUGACAAAAAUGAUAAGAAAAGAGUUGUUUGUGCCAUAAUAUCGAGACAGGUUCAGUACAUUUCAUUUCAAAACAGCCUUUUUCUUUGCGGUCGAGAACACCCGGCCUGAUGUGUGGAGGGAGGAAAAUCUAAUCAAUUGUGUCACGUACAUUCUUGCAAUGUUGAGACGCUUCAUGACAAGGCGCAUGUGUCCACACUUUACCAUAGAGUAUGUUAACCUUUUUGAUGGAAAAAUUGAAAGACACGGGUUUCCGAAAUUGAUGGAUAAACUUACAAAUGUUAUUAAAUCACUACGGGCAAAGAUUGAAAAGAUACAAAUGGACAGUAUUGGAAAGACGCUUAAUGAGCAAAUUGCAAGAAAAAAUGAUAUCAGAACAUACUGUGUGAACGGUUCUGCACUGUUGAAUUAUGUAUUUAAUAUUCUACAGGAAGUGACGCAAUGGUUUUAUGAAAUUGAAUUUUCACUGAAACCCGUUAAUGGCAGGAGAGCAUUGUUUGCAAACGCAUUAACUCUCGUAGAAACCUAUUAUCGCACCCCGUUGGAAAAAUACAGAAAAUAUGACUAUGCAUUGCAUACAAUGAUGACACGUCUGGCUAGUGUUGUUGCUUCGGCGUAUUUAGAACAGAAGGCAGAAGGACAUGAAUAUAAUCACGAUGACAUGAAUUCAGCUAGACAAAUGUAUAUACAAUCUCUAGAGUCUGAUAUCAUUGGCAACUACAUGCGAUACGCUUCCUUCCUUUUUUGCAAUGGAAAAUAUAAUAAAGCUUGUAGAUAUUUUAACUUGAUAGAACAAAAGAUAGAAGAAGAUAAAAAAUCUAAUCUCAUUUACCAGUUUGUUGUCUCCCCAUCGGAGACAUUAGCACUACAGAUAGCAAAACAGUCAUGUGAACAGUCUUUCAAACAAAAAUGGUCUGUCUGUUUGAUGUUUAGACCAGAAGAGUCGAUGUGUGUUCCUGAUUUCUUGCGAUGCGAAAUGUACCGAGGGCGUUUUAUGUUAUCGAUUUAUAGCAAGGAAGACUGCAUUUGUGUGCCAAUCGAACCCUAUCUCUACUAUCUUCAGUACCUUACAUACAGAGAACUCCAUCAAGACAGGAAACAGUCGGAAGCUUUGAAGAAAUUAUCGAAUUUCACUAAAAACAUUAAACCCACAAUAUUGAUCCCAUCACAUAGUGAAUCACAUGGUGAUAUCUGGUUAUCAUUCCCAUACUUUGAUACAUCUUUGAACAUGCUAGGGCACUGCUUUGAACUAGAGCAGAAGUUUGAAUUGGCUUGGAGGACUUACACAACUUCUUUACAACUGCUUCCUGAUGGAAAUGCGGCCAUCUUGCAUAAAACUCGACUUCUGUGGCAGGUUAUGCAAAGUCUGCAGACUUAGGGCCCUUUAAACUAGAAUCGAGUAGUAAAAAAUGGAAACUGUUUUUUUGUUGAAUGUAUUGUGACUCAAACAAGAGUUAACUCUGAAGGUGAUUAGCACCCCAAUAUACCGUUUUGACACGGAUGCUGAGGUUUGGCCAACGUGUUGUUGUUGUUCACUUUCGUCGUAACAAUAUGAUCCGACAUGAUGAUAGUUUUAUUAUACUCUUUAACAUUUGUUUAAUGAGGUAUAUUAAAAAGUGCACAUGAACAUAAAGAUUCAUUUUAUUUAACUUCAGCCUUUGGGCGGCACCUAACAUGUAAAAGCUGAGCUGUUUUAAAUUAUGAGGUUAUUACUGUCGAAAGGUGACAAGACAUCAUUAUGCUCCUUAUAAAAUAAAACUAUACGUAUAUGCAUAAAAAGUAUUAUCUUUUGUGUUAUAGUUUUAUAUACUGUACACUAUGUUUAAGUUACAAUGUGUGCGCUAAUACAUAUUUAGUUUGUGUUUUACACCGAUGUUUUUUUAUUACGAAUGCGAUAUUUGAUCGUUAUUUACAUGUACAUUGUGUAUCAAUUGUUCAUUUGAAUUCUUUCAGAGUUAUUUUACUCGAUAAUGCCCCGGCUCAAGUCUUUGUGUUAGCGUUUUAUAAUGUAUAUUUAUUGUGUUCUUAUUAUAUAUUAUUAUUUGAAUAAAUACUCGUGAAUA
This is a messenger RNA of Dreissena polymorpha, 3571 nucleotides long. RefSeq lists its product as uncharacterized. The transcript is spliced from 5 exons. NCBI's taxonomy places the organism in Eukaryota, Metazoa, Mollusca, Bivalvia, Myida, Dreissenidae. Gene Ontology annotation, molecular function: protein binding. The record is from RefSeq and is a predicted model, not a curated record. The coding region runs from base 1669 to 2886 and encodes 405 amino acids.